Hypomesus transpacificus is the source of this 1953-nucleotide messenger RNA. RefSeq names its product clathrin, light chain B (gene cltb). Gene Ontology annotation, molecular function: clathrin heavy chain binding; structural molecule activity. Gene Ontology annotation, cellular component: plasma membrane; synaptic vesicle membrane; postsynaptic endocytic zone cytoplasmic component. The transcript is spliced from 6 exons. Lineage: Eukaryota; Metazoa; Chordata; Actinopteri; Osmeriformes; Osmeridae. Bases 326 to 997 code for a protein of 223 amino acids. Gene Ontology annotation, biological process: intracellular protein transport; clathrin coat assembly; clathrin-dependent endocytosis. The record is from RefSeq and is a predicted model, not a curated record.
AAUGGUACCCUGGUUCCAUGAAGCAAGUUGGUAAGAGAAUCAAAUCAUGAAUCAGUUCCUUCUGCCAUGUACAGCUGCCUAUUGUUAGCUAGCAACAUUGCUACAACAGUUAGUUGAGUUAUUAGCUAAAGUAAUUCAGCUAACUACAUUGAUCUUCUUGACUCUCGCCGAACGGAGUUACAUUGAUCUUGUGUGUUUUCUUGCUAAGGAUAGACCAGUGUAUUCAACUGAACUGAACUGUGCUAGCCUGCUGCAAGCUAAUUUAGCUAAACAUCGCACAGCAGCUAGAGCUAGCUAGGUCUACUACGCCGGAUACUUGUAAAAGAUGGCUGACAAUGGUGUGCACCCUGUGGAAGAGGAUCCAGCCGCAGCCUUUUUGGCCCAACAAGAAAGCGAAAUUGCGGUGAUUGAAAAUGACGACGAAGGAUUCGGAGUUCUCGAAGACACCGAGCAGCCCCCCCAAGACCUGGCACAGCCUACAACUGUAGAAUAUGACGGUUUUGGAGACGAACCUGCCACAGUCAACGGGGACAUGUUUCCGGAAUCCAAUGGUUCUCCUGACAGCUAUGCAGCCAUCGCCCAGGUGGACCAGCUGAGGCAGGAGCCGGAAAGCUUGAGAAAAUGGAGGGAGGAGCAAAAGACUCGCCUGGAGGAGCUAGACUCUGCAUCCAAGGCUGCCGAGGCUGAGUGGAAAGAGAAGGCCAAGAAGGAGCUGGAGGACUGGCAUGUGCACCAGAACGAGCAGAUGGAGAAGAACAAGGCCAACAACAGGAUCGCUGACAAGGCUUUCUACAAGCAGCCCAACUCUGAUGUGAUAGGCUUGGUGGCAUCUGAAGAGGCCUUCUUGGCUGAGACGGAUGGAGACAGUCCAGGGACGGAGUGGGAGAGAGUGGCCCGUCUGUGCGACUUCAACCCCAAAACCAACAAGCAGGCCAAGGACGUGUCUCGAAUGCGUUCAGUUCUUAUUUCUCUAAAACAGACUCCUCUGGUACGUUAAGGCCCAGUAUAUUGUUUAUAUUACUGUUUAAAACGCCUUCUUUUUCUCUUGUUUUUCAGUACAGUUAGCAUACUUAAGGCCCACUUUGUAAGACCUUUUUAUUUUAGAACCUGUACUUAUUCUGUUUGUUUCAAACCUUUGAAGAAUAUUUGGCCUUCCCCAUUUUUCCUUACAAAGUAACUGAUGGUUACUUUAUUUGCUCAUAAAAUAUGACCUCUUAAAGAUGAAGGACUGCUCUUUGUUUUAGGCUCAAUGUAACCACUCCAUUACUGAGGUAAAUAUUCUUAAUAGUUGAACUUUCGUACUCCCUCUUGAACUGCGAGGUCAUUAGGUCAACACACUGCAUGCCUUUGCAAAUGAUUUUGAUGUGAUGCAUUUGAAAUUUGUUUUAACAUGAACGAAAGGCACUAACCACACUUAAACUGAACUUUUGUGGUUUGUCUCAACAUGUACAGUCCAGCACUACCUAGGAAUAGAUUGUAACCACCUAUGCCUGUUUAAAGUUUAAGUUCACAGAUAUUAUGGUCAACUCGGCUGUUGUAUGAAGUUUCUUAAUUAUUUAAAGGUAGCUUAAAAUCUGUCCUUUUUAAUGCUAUCAGGUUGUGGCCUUUGGCAUAUUACAACUACUGUUACUUAAUGAUUUUGGCAAUGUCAAUUACUUUCUUUCCAAACUUAACUUCUCUGUAAGAAAAAGUGUCUUAGGUUUCAUUUCAGAAGAACUGGCCCUCACCAUCAGGUGUUAAGUGCCAUUGUUGGAAGUCAUUACGUAGCCAUAUUUGACAACACCAAUUUGUGAAAAAUAGCCAACAUCAUUAACAUACAAUGGUUGUAUGGGGGUUCAGAUGCAGGUUUGUUCACAUGUUGCCUAUUGGGACAUAAUAAAUCCUCAUUAAAUUGGAGAAUGUUACAUAGGAACUGUAUAACUGUCUAUUAAUAAUUAAAAAACAAUCAUGGAC